Daphnia pulex (common water flea) is the source of this 1064-nucleotide messenger RNA. Its product is annotated as protein obstructor-E-like. The transcript has 9 exons. The coding region runs from base 216 to 914 and encodes 232 amino acids. Gene Ontology annotation, cellular component: extracellular region. Gene Ontology annotation, molecular function: chitin binding. NCBI's taxonomy places the organism in Eukaryota, Metazoa, Arthropoda, Branchiopoda, Diplostraca, Daphniidae. The record is from RefSeq and is a predicted model, not a curated record.
CAGUUUUAAAGAGCAGACGUCGAACGAUGGUUCAUAUUUAUUUUUGUGAUAACAAUCAAAGUGGAAUGAAGCAUUACAUAAGUUUGGAACGGCGAUAUCACAAAGUUUUGAAAUAAGGAUUUAUACGGCCACUAAUUGACAUUCGCAUGAAUUGUUAGAUAGCUCUUGUUACGGAAAGGCGUACACACAUUUCGCUGUCAACUCUACACCUAAGAAUGAAGGAGACCAUUCUUGUUGCGCUGUUGUUGCAAGUCUCGUUUACUAGAUCAGAAGUUGCACUGAAUCAAAAACUCCACAAUCACAAGGAAAUGUUUGAAAAUUUUGUCUGCCCAGAGCCAAACGGAGUUUUCCCGAGUGAAACGUGCUCCGACUAUUAUCUUUGUGUCGAAGGUGUUCCAUACGUCCAGCAUUGCCCAGGGGACUCGAUCUUUGACCCCCAGACACAAGUAUGUCUUCCUCCGGGAGCCAAUUCCUGCCAAGGGGUAACGACUACAUCCACAACAACAACAACAACUCAGUCGUCUACCUACACAUCUUCCUCAACAACUUCAUCCACUAUCACUACACCGGCUGUCUUCACGUGCCCAAGUUCUAGUGGAUUCUAUCCCGUUCCUGAAAGCCCCUGCAGCAAUUUGUACUACACUUGCAUUAGUGGUGUUCCAUAUUUGUCGACCUGCCCUGGUGGUUCGAUUUUUGAUCCUGUGGCUUUGAUAUGCGUAUCGCCAGAGUCUGCCUCAUGUUCACCAACAUUUCAAUGUCCAUCGGAUAGCGGUUCUUUCCCCAUUGCAGGAGCAUGUAGUAAUAAGUUCUACACAUGCGUAUCUGGAAAAUCUUAUGAGCAGAACUGCAAUGAAAAUUACGUAUUUGAUACGAUUCGGUUGAAGUGCGUUCCUUCAGCAGAAGCAUCUUGUUAACCUACACGCGGCGCAUGAAUUAUGACAUUUUUGCUUCAUUUGCAUGUUUCAUUCCAAAAUUUAUCUAGGGCAGAAUGCUGUAAAAAUUAAUCUUGCUGGCCUAUACGUACAGCAUUUUCGUCACUGAAAUACAGUACAAUGGAGAAAUAA